Ictalurus punctatus (channel catfish) is the source of this 493-nucleotide messenger RNA. RefSeq lists its product as uncharacterized. Gene Ontology annotation, molecular function: chemokine activity. NCBI's taxonomy places the organism in Eukaryota, Metazoa, Chordata, Actinopteri, Siluriformes, Ictaluridae. Gene Ontology annotation, biological process: immune response. The transcript is spliced from 3 exons. Gene Ontology annotation, cellular component: extracellular region. The record is from RefSeq and is a predicted model, not a curated record. The coding region runs from base 90 to 335 and encodes 81 amino acids.
CGACGGAUGUGCCUGCCAUUAAACAAACAUUUUUGUAUAACUCAUCUAUAAAACCCUGUAAACAUCUCCUUCACACAAUUUCUGAGAACAUGAAGAUGAGUCGUGUGUUUUUGGUCCUGGGCUUCGUCCUGAUCUUGGCGCUCUACUCAGACGCUACCUAUCAAGCGCUCAUCAAUUCCAGCUCAUGUUGUUCCUCCUACUUCCAUGGGAAAAUUCCCCCCAAGUUAAUCAUUAAAGUGGAAAAGACAGACCCACGUUGUGCAAAGCGAGGCUUCAUGGUCACGACACUGAGGCAGCGGCUGUGUGUUCGCAAAGUCUCCGCUACGGGAAAGUAAACUUUAACACUGCAGCUUUCACGCAACUGAAAUUCGACACACGCACCAGAAAAGUAGUCAAAGUAUUUCAGCGCAUAAUGUUGGUCAUUUUUGUUCGGUGCGAAGCUUCAUUUCAUAUCUGUGUUUAAUCUAGUGUAAAAUAAAAUACUGAACAUUGA